This is a messenger RNA of Prorocentrum cordatum, 312 nucleotides long. NCBI's taxonomy places the organism in Eukaryota, Dinophyceae, Prorocentrales, Prorocentraceae. The record is from the annotation of a GenBank genome assembly.
CAACAUUCUUGUGGAGAACUUGUCCUCCGACGAGCGCUCCUUCGCUCUGGUCGACUUCGGGCUCGCGGUGCCCGUGGAGCAGUGGGUGAAGGAGGGGGCUGGCAGCACCACGGCGCCGCCGGGGACUGCCGGUACUGGCCGCCGUCGGCUUGGCAGCACUUCCUGCGCGGUGUCUCCACCGUGGCCUCAGAUGAGGAGCUCUGCGGCGAGUACGAGGCCAUGGCCCGGGGAUUUCCAUUCCAUCGGCAUGACCGCCUUGCAGUUGUUCGUAGUCGCGUCUACACCCACGAGUUCUACAAAACCGUCGGAGGC